Chionomys nivalis (European snow vole) is the source of this 5369-nucleotide messenger RNA. RefSeq names its product VANGL planar cell polarity protein 2 (gene Vangl2). The coding region runs from base 443 to 2008 and encodes 521 amino acids. Gene Ontology annotation, cellular component: plasma membrane. NCBI's taxonomy places the organism in Eukaryota, Metazoa, Chordata, Mammalia, Rodentia, Cricetidae. The transcript is spliced from 8 exons. Gene Ontology annotation, biological process: Wnt signaling pathway, planar cell polarity pathway; establishment of planar polarity; multicellular organism development. The record is from RefSeq and is a predicted model, not a curated record.
UCCCGCCAUGGGAGCCUGAGCGCCCUGCAGUUCCCCCGGCCCCCUGCCCCCGGGGCCUCGACGGGGAAAGAGGCGAGUGGUCUGGGACGGAGCCGGGGUGAACGACCUCAGGAGCCCCCCUCAACAACCCCCAUCGGCCGCGCUGCCGGUCCUGGAGCGCUGAGUUCGGAGCGACCCGGUGCGCUGCGGAUACAAAGGCGCGGAGCGGAGCGGGGCGUGCGCCCAGUCCAGCCGACUGUUCGCAGCGGCGGGUGUCGCCGCUUGAAUUUCUCUGAGAUAAGCCCACUCGUCCAGCAAAAUAGAGUCCCUCAGGGUGACAGUUGACUUCCUAAAGGUGCCUCUUGGCCUGAAGAAGCCUGUGCUAAAGGAGGUGGCUGUGGGGCCCCCCAAGAGGCUCCAGCCCGCGACCCUGGAGCGCUACAAGGCACGGCGUUCAGACGCCAUGGACACCGAGUCCCAGUACUCGGGCUACUCUUACAAGUCGGGCCAUUCCCGCAGUUCCAGAAAGCACAGGGACCGCCGGGACCGACACCGCUCUAAGAGCCGGGAUGGGAGCCGUGGAGAUAAAUCAGUGACGAUCCAGGCUCCAGGAGAGCCCCUGCUGGACAAUGAGUCCACGAGGGGAGAUGAGCGGGAUGACAACUGGGGAGAGACAACAACGGUGGUCACAGGCACCUCCGAGCACAGUAUCUCCCACGAUGACCUCACGCGCAUCGCCAAGGACAUGGAGGACAGUGUGCCGCUGGACUGUUCACGCCACUUGGGCGUGGCAGCAGGGGCCACUCUGGCGCUCCUCUCUUUCCUCACCCCGCUGGCUUUCCUGCUUCUGCCUCCACUACUGUGGCGGGAGGAGCUGGAGCCGUGUGGGACAGCGUGUGAGGGCCUCUUCAUCUCCGUGGCCUUCAAGCUGCUCAUCUUGCUCUUGGGCAGCUGGGCUCUGUUCUUCCGCCGGCCCAAGGCCUCGUUGCCCCGAGUCUUCGUGUUACGCGCCCUGCUCAUGGUGCUCGUCUUCCUGCUCGUUAUCUCCUACUGGCUCUUCUACGGCGUGCGCAUCUUGGAUGCGCGGGAGCGCAGCUACCAGGGCGUGGUUCAGUUUGCUGUUUCGCUAGUGGACGCCCUACUCUUCGUGCACUACCUGGCUGUAGUUCUGCUGGAGUUGCGCCAACUCCAGCCCCAGUUCACGCUUAAGGUCGUGCGGUCGACGGACGGGGCCAGCCGCUUCUACAAUGUCGGCCAUCUCAGCAUCCAGCGAGUGGCAGUGUGGAUCCUGGAGAAGUAUUACCAUGACUUCCCUGUCUACAACCCCGCCCUCCUCAACCUGCCCAAGUCCGUCCUGGCCAAGAAAGUGUCUGGCUUCAAGGUGUAUUCUCUCGGAGAGGAAAACAGCACCAAUAACUCCACUGGCCAGUCAAGGGCUGUGAUUGCGGCAGCGGCACGGAGGCGGGACAACAGUCACAAUGAGUACUACUACGAGGAAGCCGAGCAUGAGCGCAGAGUGCGGAAGCGCAGGGCCAGGCUUGUGGUGGCUGUGGAGGAGGCCUUCACUCACAUUAAGCGGCUGCAGGAAGAGGAGCAGAAGAACCCCAGGGAGGUGAUGGAUCCCCGGGAAGCAGCCCAAGCCAUCUUUGCCUCCAUGGCCCGUGCUAUGCAGAAGUACCUCCGGACCACCAAGCAGCAGCCUUACCAUACCAUGGAGAGCAUCCUACAGCACCUGGAGUUCUGCAUCACUCAUGACAUGACGCCCAAGGCUUUCCUGGAGCGAUAUUUGGCAGCUGGACCCACCAUCCAGUACCACAAGGAACGGUGGCUGGCCAAACAGUGGACAUUGGUGAGCGAGGAGCCGGUGACCAACGGGCUUAAGGACGGCAUCGUUUUCCUCUUAAAACGCCAGGACUUCAGCCUGGUGGUGAGCACCAAGAAGGUGCCAUUCUUCAAACUCUCUGAGGAAUUUGUGGAUCCCAAGUCUCACAAGUUUGUCAUGCGGCUGCAGUCGGAGACCUCUGUGUGACUCUACAGCAGUAGCAGGGCAGGGGGGGAUGUGGGGGGGGCUCCUGCAGAGUGGGCUUGGCUUGGGGCUCCGGCCCUGCCACAUUUCUGCUGCCCUACUUCCUCUUGCUCUUGUUUUUGUUUUGUUUUGUUUUUUUACUUGAAUUAACUUAUCCUGUAUCUGGUCUCCACCCCUCUUCCUCAGUUUUCCCAUGUAAAUCUGGAGAGACCACCUUGCUUUAACAAUAUUUGGGAACCACCCUGCCUCCCCCCCCCAAGUUUGUAUCACUCCAGGCUCUGCAGGAAACAGUGCCUCUUACCCUGUUCUUUCCCAAAGUGUCCCCUGGAUGGAAGUCCCUUCUCAAAGGGCGCAGGACCUUCUUGAUUGUACCUUAACCCUGAACUUCCACAUAACAAACCUAAGUUCUUAGAGCCCUGCUCUCCAGUGGUCCUAAUAGGGUUUCUCUGGAGUGGGGGCGCAGAGCUUUGACCCCAGAGAGCCAUGGUGCCAAACUCUUGCGGGACAGCAGCUAACCCUGUUCCCUGUGCCCACUCAUAGCCCCGAGUCCCUGGGCAGGGCUGGACCUGUGACAAGUCCCAGAGUUAGGAUUCUCCCUGCGUGUUAACUUGCUUCCCGCUGUUACAGCUGUACUUUCCUGGUCCACGCACAGACAGAACAAGUGGGAAGUCCCACCCAGGAGUCUUCAUUGCUAUUUCUGACUUGUGGGAUCACAUGAUCAUAGGCAAAUUGAGGUGAAAACCUCUUUGACCACUUUACUAGGGCUGUGGGGGAGGUUCGGUAUUUCUUUUUUGGGCAACUUCUAAGGGGAAGGGCAGGACAACCCCCUCAAGUUGGAGAGAUGCUUGUCACUGGCCCCUAUCCCUCUGAACCACUGACCCUUAUCCCUCUGAGCAGUUCGUUUCCACCCUUACCCGUGAAGGAUGCAUGUUGACUUCUGUAGGGACUUUAUGAUGUGCAGACCCUGACCAACCCUAAGAUGUGGUCUAAGACCAUGGCCUAAGACAUUUUUCUUUUCUGCACCAGCUACCCCAGUCCUGCUAACUUCCAACUCUAGAGACCUGUGGCCUCAUCUCUUCUUAGGGGAGGGCCCAGCCGCUCCUUCUCAUCCCCUGCCUUAAGUCCGGUUCUUUGCCUCAGGGGUCUCUUUUCCAUGGCCUUCCAGGGUCCCAUCCUCUUCUCUCCCUGCCUUGCUUUCUAGGCUCUAUAUUGGGGUGAGGGACCAGGAUUCCUGCCUUUUGUAGGUCUUAGCUCCUCACCCCAUUUUAACUAACAUAGCCUUUGCACCACAUCUGAAUCUCAGUAAUUGAAAGCUCAUUUUGAGCAGGAUUCAUUAACCCUCUAGUGGAUAUUUUCAGAGCAAAUUUAAGCCCUUAAAUCAGACACCUUUAAAUUAUCUUUUAUCACAAGAAAGUAGAAACAGGAAAUAUCCACAUCCAUCCUUCCAGGAGUCCGUGUGGGAGAUGAUUCUGAUGGCUGGGACGGAGCAAUGCCCCUGGGUCGGUCAUGUCUCUUAAAUAACUACCAAAGCCCCUGCAUAGGCCUUUCACUUCCCUGGAAAUUUUGCUGGUGUUUGCCGUCCGCUGAGAUGAGGUACCCAUUGAUCUCUAUGUGAGGCUGUGGGAUCCAUAGCCAACCACCCCUUACUGUUCCCACAGGAAUGGGCUUUUGGAGCUGACUUAGGCAGGGCCUCAAGGUUAGCCUAGGCGUCUGGUAGAGGUUCCUGGAUAGACUCCAGGGAAAUAAAUCUGUACUUGAGUCACGGGAAGGUAUCUUUCCUUUUCUCCUUCCUUCCUUCCUUCCUUCCUUCCUUCCUUCCUUCCUUCCUUCCUUCCUUCCUUCCUUUCUUUCUUUCUUUCUUUCAAAGCAGGUUUCAAAGGAGUCCUUUUGGGUCACAUAAAUACCUCACUAUCCUGGAAAGCAGGGCCUGGAUGGUGAUUGGGGACCGCUGCCUUUUUGGGCAAGAAUGGGGUAUGGUGUUGGUUUAAGCAGUGGGUGGGGGUGGGCAGAAGGAAAAUAUUUGGGAUCUUAGUUGAUGCCCUAGGUUAGGGGCGCAGGGGCGUUUAUUUUAAGAACCUGCCAUGUUUUUUAAUCACUGUGAUAUUUUCAUUCCUUUUCCCUAAAAUGAAAAAGAAAAAAGUCUCCCCGACUCUCUGUCAAAGCACUAAGGGCUGUGACUAAGAAUGGUAUAGCGUUUUGGUCCUUUGUGUCAGAACUGUGGUAUCUUUGUCUACUUUGGUUAUUAUGUUUUUUAAAAUGUCCGGAUGACUUGUCAAGAAUAUAGCUCUGUGUGUGUGUGUGUGUGUGUGUGUGUGUGUGUGAGAGAGAGAGAGAGAGAGAGAGAGAGAGAGAGAGAGAGAGAGAGAGAGGUGUGUAUCUGUGUGUCUUUUCUUCUUCAGAAUAGGAAGUUGUCUUCAUGCUGUGAACCGCUGUGUGUGGGUGGCUGACUCAGUCCCUCUGAGCAGUUUCCCCCACCAAUCUUGUCCCACCACUCACUUGGUUUCUAUUCUUCCACUGGAGGAAUGUGCCUGCCCAGCCCAGCGCUAUCACCGCAGGGGAUGCUGUGCUGGCCUACUUUAGUGUCCUCGCUUCUCCAUCCGUGAGGCGUCCUAGCUCAUCCCGCUGCUCCUUGGCCUUUGUUUUCACGACCUUGGAGUGCUUACCUCUCUUCCCUCCACGCCAGGACACCGUGCCUAAGUCCUUCACCUACCUCACCACUCUGUCGCUAUCCCCAUCGGUCCCUUCCUGGUUUCUCCUAAAUAAGUGUCUUUGUUCGCUCUGUUUUUAUUUUAUGUCCUCCCAGUUCUGGAAUCUCUUCCCUUCUGCUUUUGGUCCUAGCCAGCCACAGCAUUCCCACUGUAAACCCUGAUUUAAUAAAGACAAGGAGGCAGGAUCCUGGGAGGUCCUCACUCCAAAUGUCUGGUUUCCAGGGUUUGUGCUUGCCCUGUUGGUUGGGCCUUGCUCUGCCUUGUCAGUUCCUAGUGUCUGUCAGUCUCUUGCCCCCUCUGUUCUCCUCGUGGGACAACAUCUACUGAUGGAUUCUGUUCUGAUGUGUGAUUGUUGUAAUUUGUUCUUCUGUGUGCAAAAGGAAGGGCCUUCUUGAAUCUCUUCCAAGUGAGAAUGUAAUUUAGAAUUUUCCAUGGUUGGAUCUAGAUUUUUAAAUUCCUUUUCUUCCCCCCUUUUCUUCUUUUUUUCUUUCUCUUUCUUUUCUUUCCUUUUUUUCUUUCUUUCUUUCUUUUUCCUCCUUUUUUUGGUUACAGAGCUGAGAUCUUGUGCAUGCAUGUAGAAAAUUGUAAAAUGUAAAUUUUUUUAAUAUAUAAAAAUCUUGUUUUUACAGUUUGCAGUGGAUUAAACAUUAUGGCAA